Tetranychus urticae (two-spotted spider mite) is the source of this 4247-nucleotide messenger RNA. RefSeq names its product dynamin-binding protein. Gene Ontology annotation, molecular function: protein binding; guanyl-nucleotide exchange factor activity. The record is from RefSeq and is a predicted model, not a curated record. Lineage: Eukaryota; Metazoa; Arthropoda; Arachnida; Trombidiformes; Tetranychidae. Gene Ontology annotation, cellular component: cytoplasm.
AACAUUUGUGUUUCAUGUCAUUUUGACGUUUACUCUACAAGAUAAUGAUGUUUUGAAUUACUUAUAUUAAAUUAUUAUAAACUUUGAACAAUUAUUUAUUCCAAACAACAAUUACGCUUGAUUGUGCAUGAUCAGUGAAUCACUCUGGAAAUUCAAUUCAAAUUAUGUUCAUCAAUUGGCUUCAUUUUAUACAUGUAAACAUUUUAUGAGAACUUGUGCUUCUAUCUAUUCCAUCAAUGUUUUUCGUUUAUUAAGUCGCUAUUUAGCAUCGUUUUUGCUUUAAUUUAUUUUUUGGCCUUUUGCAAUUUUAUUCAAAAGAUGAAUUACCUGGAGGAAGUUAUAUCUAUUUUCUGAAAAGUGUAAACAGUUUUAAAAUUCAACUAUUGUCUAUUCAAAUCAACCAUGCAUCAUCAAGGAGAAAGUAAUAGUGUUGAAGUAUUCUCUAGAAGAUUUGUUCCUAUUCAAGAAGAUGCAACAGCUCAAGAAAAUUCCACCCAGCAACAUCAAUAUCACACUUAUGAGAAUCAAGCGUCAAAUGUGUCACAGUUUGCUUCAGCGAUUUCUGUUUCACGAUCAUCAACUCCUUUAGUGAACGAAAUCAAUGAUCUACCUCCAAGCUAUGAAGAAUCAAUCCGUUCUGAUAGUUCUAGCACAAAAAAUUUAUCAAUUGAUGGGAUUCAAUCUUAUGCUAAAGUGAUAUUUCCGUUCAAUGCUCGUAGAGAUGAUGAACUUUCUUUAAUUCCUGGUGAAAUUGUUCAUCUUAUUCAAUAUGCUGAUGCGGAAGAAAAUUGGAUUCUCGGUGAAAUUGAUGGGCGUAUUGGAAUGUUUCCUAAGGAUUUUGUUAAAAUUAUAGUAGACUGUAUGGAUAGGAGGAAAGCUGCGUCCUUGGUUGUCUUUGAUUAUCCUCCUGAUACGUAUGGUCGUGUCUUGUUUAAUUUUGAUGCAGAGUUUGAGGGAGAAAUAUCUGUUAAAGAAGGCUCUACAGUUUUACUUUUGCGUGGCUUCAAUAAUGAUUGGGUUGAGGUGAUUGAUGAUUCUGGAACAGAAGGGAUUAUACCUCUAAACCACGUUGAAGUUAUAGACACCACGUUACCCACUAACACACAUCAAAUUGAUUCAACUGGUUUAAACCAAAAUACGAAUCUACUGGAAUUCAGUCCCGACGAACCCGAAGUUAGCCCUUUAACUCAAGAUGUUGAACGCCUAUCAUUAAAUUCAACAUCUCAACCUGGCCAAUAUUCAAACGCAGAAGCAGUCUCUCCAGCUCAUCUCAAUUCAAUUCUCACUCCAGCUCGACCCUGUCCUCCAGUCCCUCGUCAUCCUCUACCAACAUCUAAAAGUCCCCCUUUAAUUACGCCUUCGCCGAGGACAUCUUCUCUUGGAUUACCACCCUCGCCUUCCCCUCAAGUUCCAAUCAGAACUUCAUCUAACGUUCAAUCUACACCACUACCUGCUAGAGUAACAGAUUCAUCAAAUCGCAAUAGUGGAGCUGAAGCUGUUACGAAAACUGGAGGGGAUGAUGAUCGAACUGAAGCUAGAAGAAAAAAGAUGAUGGAACAACGAAGUUGCAUUGUUACAGAAAUGCUUCAGUCAGAGCGUGAUUACUGUCAAGAUUUGCGUGUUUGUGUUAAAACUUUUCUCCAUGACGCGACUGUAAAAAACCAAUUAAUUGAAAAAGGAGUAGUCUUGGAAUCUCUUUUCUGCAAUUUUGAAGAAAUUAUUACUGUUAGUGAAAAAUUGACUCGUUCUCUCGAGGAAUCUACUUUGUGUCGUAAACCAGAAAAUCAAAUGAUAGGUAAAUGUUUUCUUACUCUUCAAGACGAGAUGAAGCAAGCUUACAUUGUAUAUUGUCGUGACCAUGAAGAUGUACCAACAGCAUGGAAACGUUAUGAGGAAAAUCCCGAGAUCCGAGUUAUACUUCAAAGAGGAUUAGAUCGUAUAAAAUCUGAGACUAAUUGUUUUGAUGUUCCUUCCCUUCUAAUUAAACCUGUUCAAAGAAUACUCAAGUAUCCAUUACUUUUGAAUGAGCUUCUCAAAUGUACAGAUGAGACUCAUCCUGAUCGUGAUGACAUUAUAAAAGCAGCUCACAUGAUAACUGAUAUGGCUCAAGAUAUUAAUGAACUUAAGCGUCGUAAAGAUCUUGUCUUCAAGUACAGAAAAGGAAACAGCUCAAGUUUUUCAUCUAAAAUAUCCAAGCUCAAUCUGCACACUGUAAUGAAAAAAUCUGCCCGAUUAGGUUCCCGAUUAACUACAACAUUUGGUUUUUCAACCGGAAUAAAGGACGAAAAAUUUGAAGAGGAAGCAAAUAAGUUUAAAAUAGUAGAGAAAACAAUUAAAAUCUUUCUAAAAGAUUUACAUUGUUUUAUUGAAUCAAUGCAAGAGUUUGUCAAUACUUGCUUUCAAGUAUCGGAAAAUGUUGCCACAUUUUAUGCAGAAAAGUGUAAUCAAUCUGAUGUUGAAGAGUUUAGGACUUGUCAAAGACUAUUGAAAACUGAACAUUGGGAAGCAAUGAAAAAUGCAUUAGAACUUCAUGUGAUAAAUAUUUUAAAGCAACUAUUAAGUCGAUUUCAAAAUCCAAUUAAAUUAAUUGAAAAACGUAAUGAUAAAUUAUUGGAUUAUGAUGCAGCCACAAAGAAAGUCGAGUCAAACAAAGAUCCAAGUAAACAGAGAAGCCUCAAGGAGGAACAAAUUAUGGCCAAAAACAAUUACGAAGCAUUAAAUGCACAACUUCUAGACGAGCUACCUUUAUUCACCGCACGAACAGUUGAAAUAAUACAAGGUUGUGUUCACGCCCAAAUCAAGAUAAAGAAAUUAUUUCUCGCCAAAAUAACUGAAGAAAUGAUGAAACUGUUGGACUUGCCAUCCAUGUUGGGUUCAUCACCAUUGAAUUCAACAUCAGUAUUUGAAACAUUUCAAAUCAAGUAUAAUCUAAUUGUCGACCAAAUGGUCAAAGACUUUGAACUGAUUCCCGUCAACUUAUUCCCUAAUGCAACUGUUACGGGAUUUUCUCGAACCUUGGAUCGACGAAGCUCACGAGAUUGUAAAAAUACCAAAGGAUCUUCAACUUUAUUGAGGAAAUCAUCUGUCAUUUCAGAACAAGGUGAAACUGACCGUUACCAUAUUGAAAAUAAUUUCAAAGGCCAUGUGUACCGUGUUAACCGUAAUUAUGAAACAACUGAAGUAGCAGGUUUAUCAGUGAGAAAAGAUGAUUUAGUUGGCGUUAUUAAAUAUAAAGAUCCUUCUGGCAACUGUCAUCGUUGGUUUGUCGACAAUGGAACAGAGAAAGGUUUUAUUCCUGAAAAUGUUCUUUCUCCCUGUCCUGGAACCAUUGGACCUGGAAAUAAUUUUGAUACUUUACCCAAGUCUAACGGAUUAACUGAAUUAAACUUGCUCUCUUCAUCAACUUCUAAUCAUGUUCAACGAAGUAAUUCAUCAUGUUCAUCAUCUUCAUCAAAUACUAAUGCAACUAUUGGAAGUUUAGGAAGCUCAUCUAAUCGGACAAUAACUCGUCCAGCCCCAAGACCACCCAAUUCAUCUAUCCAAAGGGCCGAAUCAUUUUCAAUUAAAGCACCAGCACCACCGCCUCCUCUUCCUCCCCGGUCAACCAGCAUUGAUGCCGGCAUUUAUUAUGAUCCAGUCUCUAAAGAAGGAAUGGCUAGUUUCUAUCAAAAUUUAGCACAAACUGGCCGUAACUCUGUUGAUUACGGAAGUGCUCGCUAUUCAAAUAUUGAUGAAUUUGAUCCAUUGGUGUCACAAAUAAGACAAAAUUCAUCUCCGAUUGAGCCUCACAGAUAUGAAGACAUUGAAAAUAUACCUGAAGAAAGGUAUGAAAAUUUAGAUACUAUUGCAGCUACAAAUUUGAAUGAUCGUCGAACACCUAUCAAUGAAACUUGGAAAGCAGCUUAUCCUUUCAAUCCAAAAGGACCAUAUCAAGUAUCCCUUAGCAGAGGAGCUCCAGUCUUGGUUUUACAUAAAAGUGAUUUAAAUGGCAACUCAGAAUGGUGGUUUAUAAGAAAUCAUUUAGGGUCAGAGGGAUAUGUGCCGGCUAAUUAUCUUACGUCUGACCUUCAUUAAUGCAACUAAAAAAUUUAUAAAAUUAUUGUUGAUAAAAUCGUUAACUGAAUAAUCUCAUCAAUUCCAUCUCAAUCUUGUUUCUUUAUGAUUUGUUGUUGGCUUCUAUCUUCACUCCAUACAAGAAAAACUCAAUGUACAUAAAUCUUUAAUUACAAAUUAAUUUAAUUCCUUUC